This is a messenger RNA of Thyridium curvatum, 315 nucleotides long. RefSeq lists its product as uncharacterized. The coding region runs from base 1 to 315 and encodes 104 amino acids. NCBI's taxonomy places the organism in Eukaryota, Fungi, Ascomycota, Sordariomycetes, Thyridiales, Thyridiaceae. The transcript has 2 exons. The record is from RefSeq and is a predicted model, not a curated record.
AUGAGUCCCUUCUUCAGUUCAAAGAGGCCCGAUAUCGAUCGGCAGAAACAGGCCUGCAUUGCCACAAAAGCCAUGACAAAUGCACCAGCAUUGAUACCAACCCAAGCAACUGCCGAGAAGCUAGUCAGGACCGGAGAGCCUGGAGUAGCCGUCAUCGAGUAUGACGACCUUGUCGUCGUGUACAAGUGCGCCCCCGGCGUGAUCGACCCGCCGUACAUCAUCGUCCGGAACCGCGAGGACGACGAGUUUGUCAUGGUGGAGGACGAAUCCUACCCAAAGGCGUUUCCGUCGAACAAAGGAGCAUGUCAUGAUUGA